Molecule: messenger RNA, 360 nt
Organism: Penicillium daleae
Lineage: Eukaryota; Fungi; Ascomycota; Eurotiomycetes; Eurotiales; Aspergillaceae
Exons: 1
Coding region: 1-360 (119 amino acids)
Biological process (GO): DNA transposition; DNA integration
Molecular function (GO): DNA binding
Source: RefSeq, a predicted model, not a curated record
AUGGAGAGAAAGCGCGUUAAUAGUGCAGCUUUACCUCGCACUGGUACGCCACGUAAGCUUACUAAGGAAGAUCGCGAUCGAAUUUACGAUGCAAUUCAGUCGAAUCCUUCUAUUACACGCGAAGAUCUACUGAAAGAGGUUGAUUAUAAGGUUAAACCCUCUUCAAUCUGGCGCUUAACCCACGAAAUGGGUCUCCGGAAGUGGCGCAAGAUGGAUAGACUAUAUCUUACGCCUGAAUAUACAGUAAAACGACUUUCUUGGGCUCUUACCUAUCGCCACUACACACUAGAAGAUUGGAAGCGAGUUUUCUGGUCUGAUGAGACUAUAAUUGAGCGCGGGCAGGGUGCUCGUAAGGAGUAG